AUGGCCGAAGGAGGGGUGGGAAAAGGUGGCGCCGGAGACCCCGCCAAGUCGCCCGGACAGGACGACCGGAGCUCGUCGCAUAUCUUAGCUGGUUCUGGCUACUGUAAAUGGUUCAACGUACGGAUGGGUUUUGGAUUUAUAUCAAUGACCAGCAGCGAGGGAAGCCCCGUGGAUCCACCUCAGGACGUAUUCGUUCACCAAAGCAAGCUGGUAAUGGAGGGCUUUCGCAGUCUUCGGGAAGGGGAGCUGCUGGAGUUCACCUAUAAAAGGUCGUGUAAGGGCCUGGAGUCUCUGAGGGUCACGGGCCCAGGGGGCGGGCCCUGCUCCGGGAGCGAGAGACGGCCCAAAGGAAAGGCCCCGCCCAUCAAACGCAAACCAAAGGGAGACCGGUGUUAUAACUGUGGAGGGCUUGAUCAUCAUGCUAAAGAGUGUGGCCUGCCCCCUCAGCCAAAGAAAUGCCACUGUUGUCAGAGCAUCACGCACAUGGUGGCUCAGUGCCCCCACAGAGCACUGACUCCCCCCUCCUCUUCUCAGGAUCCCCACCCUUUUAGCUACGCCCAGGAGGAGGAAGAUAGACCAGGCUCCUCCCCCCGCCAGGAAUCCUCCUCUUCUCCGGAGGAGCCCCUGCCGCGUGGCCUCCACUCUCAACGCUGGAGGAAGCCCUGA
Chanos chanos (milkfish) is the source of this 666-nucleotide messenger RNA. RefSeq names its product lin-28 homolog B (C. elegans) (gene lin28b). Gene Ontology annotation, molecular function: mRNA binding; zinc ion binding. Gene Ontology annotation, cellular component: nucleus; cytoplasm. Lineage: Eukaryota; Metazoa; Chordata; Actinopteri; Gonorynchiformes; Chanidae. The record is from RefSeq and is a predicted model, not a curated record. Gene Ontology annotation, biological process: pre-miRNA processing. Bases 1 to 666 code for a protein of 221 amino acids. The transcript is spliced from 4 exons.